AUGGCCCAACAAGUACUUACUCAGUUUCAAGAACAUCCGGAUGCUUGGUUGAGAGUUGACGCUAUCUUAGAUCGCUCGAAAUAUUCUUAUACUAAGUAUCUUGCUCUUCAAAUCUUAGAAAAGCUCAUACAGACACGAUGGAAAAUCCUUCCUCCAGAACAACAAAUGGGCAUUCGCAAUUUCAUCGUGAAUAUCAUUGUUUCUACUUCCGAUAAUGAACAGUCGCUUCGAAAAGAAAAGACAUACCUAAAUAAACUUAAUCUGAUCUUGGUGCAGAUUCUUAAGCAAGAAUGGCCUCAUAAUUGGCCACAAUUUAUUCCCGAAAUUGUAAGCACCGGACGUUCUAACUUGAAUAUAUGUGAGAAUAACAUGGCAAUUCUUAAACUACUAAGUGAGGAAAUUUUCGACUAUUCGGCUGAACAGAUGACACAACUCAAAACUAAGAACUUGAAAACUCAAAUGUGCCAUGAAUUUUCUAAAAUAUUUGAAUUAUGUAAUGAAGUAUUAGAGAGAGCGCAUCAACCAUCUUUAAUUAAAGCUACGUUAGAAACGUUAUUGAGGUUUUUAAAUUGGAUUCCGUUAGGAUACAUAUUUGAGACCAACAUUAUUGAAAAUUUGCGAACUAGGUUCUUAGAAUCUUCCGAUUAUAGGAACGUGACAUUGAAAUGUCUCACUGAGAUUGGUGCAUUAAAUGUGACCAAUGAAUAUGAUGAUAAAUUCGUCUCUUUAUUCAAUAUGGUUGUAGCAUCACUUACCUCUAUGAUACCAAUGUCAGCUGAUUUCGCAAUGAUUUACAAUAAUAGUUCCAAUGAGGAACAAGAAUUUAUUCAGAAUCUGGCAUUAUUUUUAACUAGCUUUUUGAGUGCUCACUUAAAGGUACAAGCUUCAAGGCUUAUUAUGGAAGCUCAACCAAACAGCAACGGUCUUUUGACCGCUCAUUUUUAUCUUCUUAGAAUCUCUCAAGUCGAAGAACGCGAAGUCUUCAAAGUAUGUUUAGAAUACUGGACUAAGCUGGUUGCUGAAUUAUACGAAGAAACACAGCAACUUUCUGUUCUUGAAAUGCCUUUACUUUCUCUGUCUGGUGCAAUACCUCCUCAAUCCUCCCUUGCAAAUACUACACUGAGAAAGAAUAUGUAUAGUGAAAUAUUGUCCACCUUACGGGUUAUAAUGAUAGAUCGUAUGGUUAAACCUGAAGAGGUUCUAAUUGUUGAGAAUGAAGAAGGGGAAAUUGUUCGAGAAUUCAUGAAAGAUAGUGAUACAAUCACAUUAUAUAAGAGUAUGCGCGAAUGCUUAGUUUAUCUUACGCAUUUGGAUGUUCAAGAUGCAGAGAGCAUCAUGUCAAACAAACUAAACAAGCAGGUUGACGGAAGUGAAUGGUCUUGGAACAACUUAAAUAAACUUUGUUGGGCAAUUGGAUCCAUAUCCGGUGCAAUGAAUGAGGACACGGAAAAAAGAUUUUUGGUAACGGUUAUCAAAGAACUUUUGGGUCUUUGUGAGCAAAAACGUGGAAAAGACAAUAAGGCUGUGGUUGCUUCCAACAUAAUGUAUAUCGUUGGUCAAUAUCCUCGUUUUCUUAAAGCACACUGGAAGUUUUUGAAGACUGUUGUCAAUAAACUCUUUGAGUUCAUGCACGAAACGCAUGAAGGUGUACAAGAUAUGGCUUGUGACACGUUUAUAAAAAUUGCUCAAAAAUGUCGCCGUCAGUUCGUUACGCAACAACAAGGCGAAAGUUGUCCUUUCAUAGAAGAGAUUCUUAAUACUAUUGAAAAUAUAACAAAAGAUUUGUCUCCUCAACAAGUUCAAACAUUUUACGAAGCUGUUGGUUAUAUGAUCUCAGCUCAACAGACAAAGCAGAUUCAAGAACGUUUGGUGGUCAUGUAUAUGGAACUACCAAACGCAGGGUGGGAUCGUAUAUUGGCCCAAGUAAGUCAAGAUUUGGAUGCCCUUAAUAUUACGGAAAACACCAAGAUUCUGGGUCAUGUGCUGAGAACAAACGUUGCCGCUUGUACUGCUGUUGGUAGCGGCUUUUCCGUUCAAAUCGCCCGUAUUUAUGUACCUUUACUGGAAUUGUACAAAGCUGUCAGUCAGAUAAUAUCGGACACUGUCGACAGAGAAGGCCAAAUUGCUACAAAAACUCCUCGUGUGCGUAAUUUACGAGUAAUUAAGAAAGAGACACUUAAAUUAAUGGAGAUUUAUAUAACUAAAGCGGAAGAAACAAGCACAAUCAUAACGCACUUGAUGCCACCAUUGCUAUCCGCAGUCCUAAUUGAUUAUAACACCAACGUUGAACAAGCUAGGGAUGCUGAAGUGUUAAGUUCAAUGGCCACUAUAAUUACAAAGCUCGGGGCUGGAAUUACAAAUGAAGUCCCAGCCAUUCUUAAUGCUGUAUUCGAAUGCACGUUAAAUAUGAUUAAUAAAGAUUUUGCAGAGUAUCCAGAACACCGUGUUGGAUUCUUUAAACUUCUUCGAGCUAUCAAUCAACAUUGUUUUCCUGCUUUGUUAACCUUACCACCAACACAGUUCAAACUUAUAAUGGAUAGUAUUGUGUGGGCCUUCAAACAUACGAUGCGUGAUAUCGCUGAUACUGGUCUAUACAUCUGUUUAGAGUUGAUUAAUAAUAUAUCAUUACAAGAUACGGCGACAGCAAAUUUAUUUUAUAGUCAGUAUUUCCUUAAUCUUUUACAAGAUGUAUUUUUCGUUUUGACUGAUACAGAUCACAAAAGUGGAUUCAAAAUGCAAUGCUCUGUGCUUCAACGAAUAAUUAAUCUUGUGGAGUCUGGCGCAGUACAAGCUCCGUUGUUUAAUCCAGCCGAAGUGACAGAUCCAUCUAUGACGACUCAGAGAUUUUUGAGGGAAUACGUCAUGAAUUUAUUGCAAAAUGCGUUCCCUCACUUACAAGCAGCUCAAGUUCAGCAUUUUGUUAUGGGCCUUUUCGAACUGCACCAACAAGACUUAGCUAAAUUUAAAUUGCACAUGCGUGACUUUCUAAUUCAACUUAAAGAAUUUGCUGGAGAUAAUGCCGAUUUGUAUCUAGAGGAACGGGAGGCUGAAGCUGAGCUUCAGAAGAAGACGGCAAUGGAAAAUGCAUUGAAGAUUCCAGGGCUUGUGAAGCCUGCUGAUUUACCAAUGGAUGAAGAAGAAUAA
Messenger RNA from Cetraspora pellucida, 3144 nucleotides. The record is from the annotation of a GenBank genome assembly. Lineage: Eukaryota; Fungi; Glomeromycota; Glomeromycetes; Diversisporales; Gigasporaceae.